Messenger RNA from Danio rerio (zebrafish), 3025 nucleotides. The record is from RefSeq and is a predicted model, not a curated record. NCBI's taxonomy places the organism in Eukaryota, Metazoa, Chordata, Actinopteri, Cypriniformes, Danionidae.
GCUCCGACUGUCCCGAAACCCCGCCCCCUUUUCUCAACUGACCGUUCAGGAGCAACUCAAGUUUGGGAACAAAACUUCAAACAUUUCGCUGAAUUAUAAAGAUUUAUGUGACUUGACGUACUAUACACACUUGAUUUUCACUUACAGCAUAUUAAUGCGCACACAAUGACGCGAGAGGAGGACCUGUUGCGGAUUGCCAAAAAACUAGACAAGAUGGUGUCUAGAAAUAACAUGGAUGGAGCUCUAGAUCUUCUGAGAGAAUUGAAAGAUUUCAACAUGACACUGAAACUUCUUCAGGAUACAAGAAUCGGCAUGUCCGUCAAUGGAAUAAGAAAACAUUGCACAGACGAGGAUGUUGUCAACUUGGCAAAGAUUCUGAUCAAAAACUGGAAGAGGCUUUUAGAAUCAGCUCAGAACCCAAAAUCUGAGAGGCCAAAUGAGGUGAAGAACGGCAGUCAUCCAAGCAAGCCAUCGGGAUCACCCAGCAGGACUUCUCCUGAGAAAGACUCCAGUCUGCGAAGAUCGACGGCGGAAAUUAAACCAGACUUAGAUUCUAACAAGAAACUUGAUGAAAAACAAAGGAGAGAGAAAAUCGACGCAGAGUUCAGGAAGGAAAAACGAGAAAGUAACCAGAAAAAAGAGAAACAGUCAAUUAACAAUAAAAAGGAUCAAGAGAGGAAAGAUGCACUGAACAGUGAUCAUCUUCCCUCCCCGUUGACGCUUUCGUCUGUUCCACUUAAGUGUCCUCCGACUGGGGAGGUGAAAUGGGAAAGGAAAGAUGCUCCGGUUGAUUUUUUUCCUCCUCCUUCCAUCAAUUCUCAUCCUCCUCUAAGACGCUCAUCAGUUGAUGUAAAGAGAAAAGACACUCAGAGUUCUGUACACUCUCCUGCUCUUCAGUCUCAUCCUCCUAAACGCCCCUUCAUAGAUGGAAAGAAGGAAAGGAGAGACACAAAUGAUCUUCUUUUUCCUCUUCAUCAUCCUCUUCCUCCUCCUCCUAUUCCUAUCCCUAAGCGCUCAUCAGAAGUGAAGAAAGAAAGGAAAGAUCCUCCUGAAAUGUUACCACCUCCUACUCCUGUCCUUUCUACACCCCCACCUCCUCCUAAACGUGUCCUUUCCCCACCUCCACCUCCUCCCAAACGUGUCCUUUCUCCACCUCCACCUAAACAUGUCCUUUCUGCACCUUCACCACCUCUUCCCAAACGUACAUCACUAGAGGAAAACAAGGAAAGCAAAGAAAGGGUCAAAAAAGCAGCUGAUCCGAAUGCUCCUCUUGCUCCUUUACCUUUUCAUCUGCAUCCUCCUCAGAAACGGGAGAUGAAGAAAGAAAGAAAAGAAACUGUGGAUCCCAGUGCUCCUUUCCCUCCUGUUCCUCUUCAUCUUCAGCCUCCUACACCUACAAAACGUCCCUCGUUAGACACAAAGAAAGACAAAGAGAAAGAGAGAAAAGACACGUCAGACCCGAAGCGACGAACAUCUGAGCACAAUGAGAGAGAAAGAAAAGACACAUCAGACUCGAAGCGACGAACGUCUGAACACAAUGAAAGAGAAAGAAAAGACACAGCAGACCAGAAGCGACGAACAUCUGAACACAAUGAGAAAGAAAGAAAAGACACGUCAGACCCGAAGCGGCAGACAUCUGUACACAAUGAUAAAGACAGAAAAGACACAAGAGACAAUAAACUUCUCAAAAGGCCAUCAAUGAAGAUCAAGAUUGAGAGAAAGGACUCCACAGAUUCCAAAAAGCCUCUUCCUAGGAAGCCGAGCCUGGAUGGACGAAGAGACAGUAAGGACUCUACUGACUCCAAGUCAAGCAAUCACCUUUUGAAACGACAAUCAAGUGAGCCAAAAUUGGAGAGGCGAGAUUCUACUAACUCAAGGUCUGGCAGCUCACCUCAGGCCAAGAAAUCCUGUGAAAGCAAGAGUAAACCAGAGACCCCAAAGACGCCCACAACACCCACAAGCCCCCUGUCCCCAUCCUUCAGCUCCAGUGCGGGGCCUUUAUCUCCUCGCCUGCAAACCGGAGACUCCAUCAGGGACAAAUGCAUCGAAAUGCUGACUGCUGCGCUCCGUACAGAUGAUGACUACAAAGACUAUGGGACAAACUGCGAAGCUAUGGGUGCAGAAAUCGAGGAUUAUAUAUACCAGGAGACAAAAGCCACAGACAUGAAAUACAAAAACAGAGUCCGCAGCCGCAUUAGUAACCUGAAGGAUCCCAAAAAUCCCAAUCUGCGCAAAAAUGUCUUGGCAGGGGCAAUCGAGUUGAGCCGCAUCGCCUCCAUGACUGCUGAGGAGAUGGCCAGUGAUGAGCUGAAGCAGUUGAGGAAUGUUUUGACCCAGGAGGCCAUUAGAGAACAUCAGAUGGCGAAGACUGGAGGAACCACCACUGACCUGCUGCAGUGCGGCAAGUGCAAGAAGAAAAACUGCACCUACAACCAGGUGCAAACCAGAAGUGCUGAUGAACCAAUGACCACCUUUGUGUUGUGCAAUGAAUGUGGCAAUCGCUGGAAGUUCUGCUAACCUGAAGCAAGAACUCCAACAACAAAGACCAUGUAGGAUUCUUCUUUUUUUGUAAUUGGAAGAGAAAUUAAUAUCACGCAUUCUUCUAUCAUGGCCCUGAAUUAUGUGUAAAUGAUUUUUAUACAGAGUUACAGACAUUUUGUGUGUAUUCUGUAGAUUCUUAAUUAUGGUAAAAAACUAAAUUACCAAGGAAAUGUACAUUUCUUAAAAUUCUACGCUUUUGUACUGUUUUAUGAAUGCCAGAAUUGAUUUUUUACUUGAUUAAUCAGUUUAUUAUACAGAACAAAAUAAUAAUAAUGGAUAACAUUUACAUUUGACAGUUUAAAUUCAAUUUAUGAAGAGAAUCCUAAUAUAUUUCAGAUGUAGCAGCUGCUUUUUAAAUGGAUCUAAAACAUUUUUUUAAAUUAUGGUUAUGCAAAAAAUACUAUAGAAAAAAUGCAAAAACAUGGUUUAAUUCAAACAAUAAAUGUAAUACUGAUUUGAAUAAAUUGUGUAAGUGAUUGUCUAA